AUGCAGAAAGGGGUUCCAAUGCACCGAGUUCCCCAGCCCCAACAUCAGCGAUGCCGAGUUAAGCUACAGUGCCUGGUACUCGGUGCAGCUGGUGCCGGAAAGACGUCCCUCUUGAGGCGAUAUUUUCACAAUGCCUUUCAGGCUGGAACUCGUGUGCCUACGCUAGGCUCCGACUUCUAUACGGGACGCGUGCCGAAUCCUUUGCAGGAGCAUAAUUCGUCGUCUACGGAUUCACAUGUUCUCAUCAAUCUUCAAAUGUGGGAACGCAGCUGCUUUUGGCUGAAGACGGGCGUAAACUCAGAGUUCUUUUUCUUUCAGGAUACGCCUGGUCGGGAACGAUUCUAUUCGAAACGUCAAAGGCGACACACCGACGCAGCUUCAUUGGGGGCAUCGUUCUUCCGGCAAGCUGAUGCAGUAAUGUUGGUCUACGACAUGACAUCUUCAACAUCGUUUACACAACUUUUGAAAUGGUAUGCCGAUCUGGUGGACCUUUGUCAAAGCAAGCCUGUUCCAAUUUUGAUUGUGGCGAAUAAACUGGACCUCUUCAUUGCUGACCAGCAACGCGCUUCGACGUGGGUCCAUCCCCGUAGAGUUUCGCAACGAGACGUCCUGGGACUCGCUGGGUCCUUUCGAGGCAAUGACUUUCGGUACGAGUAUCGUGUUUCUACGCAGUUAUCCCCCAAUCCGAUGAAGAAGAAACAUCAACGGAAACAAAGCCACCGCAGAAUGGAGAUCUCCAGCUUUCUUGCCAAUCGUGAAAACUGGACAACCGACGGAUCCUAUUUAGAAUCCUUGCUUAAUUCGGAAGACGCUUCGCACCCGGAUCGUGAAAUGGUUUUGCUUUGGUGCAUGCGAAACGGUUUGAAACACGUUGAGGUCAGUGCCGCUACUGGCGAGCAUGUCGAUGGAGCGAUCGAUGAGCUCAUCCGUCUCGCCUUGCUCACCAAACAAAGCAAAAAUUGCGACACGAAAGCAGACCUAGUGGGCAUUGAAAGCCAACCUUUAUAUCAACGAAACGAUGAGUUGAACGUUCAAGAAAGGUAUCAGUCUAAUGAGGAUCGAUACCUUUUUCAGCAAAGGAAAAAUAUGAUAUAA
Molecule: messenger RNA, 1095 nt
Organism: Phaeodactylum tricornutum CCAP 1055/1
Lineage: Eukaryota; Bacillariophyta; Bacillariophyceae; Surirellales; Neidiaceae
Exons: 3
Coding region: 1-1095 (364 amino acids)
Molecular function (GO): GTPase activity; GTP binding
Source: RefSeq, a predicted model, not a curated record